This is a messenger RNA of Lathyrus oleraceus (garden pea), 1350 nucleotides long. RefSeq lists its product as uncharacterized. Bases 1 to 1350 code for a protein of 449 amino acids. The record is from RefSeq and is a predicted model, not a curated record. Lineage: Eukaryota; Viridiplantae; Streptophyta; Magnoliopsida; Fabales; Fabaceae. The transcript has 4 exons.
AUGGGAGAUGACCCUUACGACGCUUUCUAUAUUCCUGAUCAACCGAAGCCUAAGAUACUUCCAGACCCUGCUGCAGAUAGGCUUCGUGCCUUAGAAAAGAAGAUUAAAGCUAUCGAAGGGAAUAAUAUCUUCGGCGCCUCUGCCAUGAACAUGCGCUUGGUAGAGCCACAAUUGUCUGAGAAGGAAAUGACUGGAAUAUUUGUGGACACGCUGAAGGACCCAUUCUUUGAUAGAUUGGUGAGUAGUGCAGCAUCCGAUUUUGCGCAUCUAGUCACAAUCGGAGAUCGCAUAGAAAAGGGUUUGAGGGAUGGAAAGAUUUCAGGAGCCGUGGUAACCCCUAGCGCAUCGAAAAAGUAUUCUGGAGGCUUCCAGAAGAAAAGAGAAGGUGAAACGAACGCUGUAUCUAGAGGCUAUAAGGGGAAGCAACAGGCUUCAUAUGGCCAAGUUGCCGCCGUGGUACCCAUACCUUAUCAACAACCCAUACAACAACAACCAAUGUAUCAACCACAGCAUCAACAACAUCGUCAACAGCAAAACACCGCACCACCAAGACAAUUCAGGCCAAGGCCUCCAAGAAGGCAACUUGACCCUCUACCAGUACCUUAUAGCCAAAUAUUCCCAUAUUUGCAAAAGGAGGGCCUUCUGACAUUAAGGGAGCUAAAAUCGGCUGUCUUUCCAUAUCCACCAGGAUAUGAUGCUAACACCCAUUGUGAAUUUCACAUGGGAGCGCCCGACCAUACCCUGGAGAAUUGUUUUGCAUUUCAGAAUAGGGUACAAGACCUGAUUGAAACAAAGGCUGUCACCUUCACUCCAAGACGCCCGAACGUGAACACUAAUCCCAUGCCAACACAUGGAGAUGCUUCCGUCAGUGCCAUUGAGGAGAGUGAUCAGGGAGAACUGAUUCUUAAGGUUGAAGAGAUUCAAACCCCUAUCGCCAGGAUAGGGGCACAGUUGCUAAAAAGUGGUCUAGUCCCGGAGGAGCUGGUCAAUGAUGAGAAUGAUAAAGGGUUGAUGAAUUUUAUACAACAAAAGUUGGAUCAAGGCGAGUUACAGAUAAAUCGUCGUGUCAAGAUCAAGGGAGAGGAAGAGAUAGCCGUGUUGGAAAUCCUUUAUGAUGAAGUUAAUGUGGACAUCCCGUAUGACGAGGUCAAGGUGGAAAUCCCUAUAAACCCAUUGGUGAUAGAGUUUCCAACACCGUUCGCGUAUAAAGAUGAGAAGGCGGUACCGUGGAUAUAUCAGCCCAGAGCUUUUAAGCAAGGGCAGGAAGACCGACCUGUGUUUUUCUUUUUUUGGAUUGAAACAAGACGCAACCACGAACCACCACCGAUCAUCUUUAACAAUCAGUUAUGA